CGAUGUGGUACUUAUAAUCAGUAUUUUAGAAGAAAAAAAGAAACGUAGGGACGUUUUAGGAAAAUUCGUUUAAUUACAGAGUAAACUGACAUAUUAUUUAUCAAUCUGUGACCUGUUGAUAAAAGUGAUAUCGUAUGAAAUUAGUACUUCUCAGUAUAACAUGAACUAAACCUGUGUUAUAUAAAAAUCGUUAUCCAGUGUUUCAAUGAUUUUCUAGUCAAUAUCAAGCCUGGUACGGCAGAUGGCAUUGAAUAUUGGAUUGUGCAUAUUCAUUGUGUUUUCUGUAUUUUAUACCGCAACCUGUGACAUUAUGCCAAUUAGUACUCCAAAUUUGUAAAUUGAUAUCGCUACUUAUUAAAAUACUUCACACUACAGCUAUCGGAUUAUGUAUUUCCCAGAUGUAUAUGACAAUACUGUGGCCACAUGAAGCGAGGACUCAAAAUUCCAGUUUGUGAGAACAAAGAUAGGAAAUUAAUUAAAGCAUACUGUAAUUAAGAAGAAAAGUAUACAAGAUGUCCGCUACCGUGUCCUGCCAUGGUUAUGUGGGUGUCGAACCACCUGUACCGAGACGGCGUGCUAAUUCCUUUUGUGCAAGGCGAAGAUCUUCUGUCUCGCAGGCAGCUGCUCUUACAGCACGAAUGAGCAGAUUUUCUUUAGUUGAACCUGCGAGAGAAGAUGGGACCAGCAGGCUGAGGUUGAGGGUGAUUGCUGGGCACCAUCUUGCGAAAAAAGACAUUUUUGGUGCAAGUGAUCCAUAUGUUCGCAUUGAUCUGAACACCAUAAGAGGAAAUGAGACUGUGGACUCGAUACUUACAAAAACUAAGAAGAAGACAUUGAAUCCUAUUUGGGAAGAAGAGUUCAUAUUUAGAGUUAAACCAGUGGAACACAAGCUGGUGCUGCAAGUAUUCGAUGAAAACAGAUUGACGAGAGAUGAUUUCCUUGGAAUGGUAGAACUGACGUUGAUUAACUUACCAAAAGAACAAGAAGGCCGAACCAUUCCUGUUAAACAGUAUAUACUUAGACCUCGCAGUAAUCAUUCCAGUCAGCGGUCAAGAGUUAAGGGGACGUUGGAAAUAUAUCAUGCUUAUAUUUCGGACUCGCCGGGCGUAGAUACCGGAGAAGGUGAAAAUGCACCUGAUUCAGGAGGAUGGGAAUUGUUGGAUCAACCUGCACCUGUAUCAAAUAACAGCCCUGUGGAGCAAGCUUCAGAGGUGGUAAUAAUAAAUGGUCCACUGCCUCCAGGUUGGGAAGAAAGGCAAGAUGCGAAUGGCAGAACAUAUUAUGUCAAUCAUAUAGCUAGAUUUACUCAAUGGGAACGACCAACGACAAAUCAAGUUCCUACUGGCGGAAUAACCACAGAGCAACGAAACUUGGAUACGGCAGCAACGGAAUUCCAGCGACGAUUUCACAUUAGUGUGGAUGACGCAGAAAGUCGGCCCAGAAGUUCCGUCAUCAAUCAGGACGGUGAAGUUGCUCGGAUGGAGGAUGAGGAUGUGGCUGGAAGGGAAUGUCAGGGUGGGGAAAACGGGGAAAGGGUUCUUGGGGAUGCUUCUUCGGACUCCGGCCGCUCUGUCGAUCAACACGGCUACUUGGGUGAAUGCGAUGAACAGAGCGAUGACAAUGUGGAUAGCCCAGCUGGUUCUAGACGGUCAUCGGAGCAGAUCGAGAGUCCGAAGGCUCCGACGAUCCCUGCCUUAAAAGGAGAAGGACUUCCCCCAGGAUGGAGUAUGCAAUUGGCUCCAAAUGGCAGAAUGUUCUUUAUAGACCAUAAUAAGAGGGCCACGACGUGGGUUGAUCCCAGAACUGGCAGACCUAGUGCUAUACCUAGUCAUAAUGCACCUUCUACCACCCCCAGAAGUGAUUUAGACCAACUUGGACCUCUACCUGAAGGCUGGGAAGAAAGAGUACACACUGAUGGAAGAAUAUUCUUCAUUGAUCACAAUACGAGGACAACGCAAUGGGAAGACCCUCGCAUGUCUAAUCCACAGAUCGCUGGACCGGCUGUUCCUUACUCCAGAGAUUACAAGCGCAAGUACGAAUACUUAAAGUCUCAACUUAGAAAACCGAAUAACGUACCUAAUAAAUUUGAGAUCAAGGUGGGGCGAACGAACAUCUUGGAAGAUUCAUACCGUAUAAUUAGUUCAGUUAAUAGAGUUGAAAUUCUAAAGACGAAAUUAUGGGUUGAAUUCGAAGGUGAAGUUGGUUUGGAUUAUGGUGGACUUGCACGCGAAUGGUUCUUCUUGCUUUCGAAAGAGAUGUUUAAUCCGUAUUAUGGACUUUUCGAGUAUUCUGCCAUGGACAAUUAUACCCUUCAAAUUAACCCUUUCUCUGGAGUAUGCAACGAGGAACAUUUGAAUUACUUUAAGUUCAUUGGACGUAUCGCAGGCAUGGCUGUUUAUCACGGAAAACUGUUGGAUGCUUUCUUUAUCCGACCGUUCUACAAAAUGAUGUUGGGCAAGACAAUUGACCUUAAGGACAUGGAAAGUGUGGACUCAGAGUACUACAAUUCUUUAUUAUGGAUCAAGGAGAACGAUCCCAGUGAAUUGGAAUUAACGUUUUGCGUUGACGAAGAAAGCUUUGGACAUACAUCACAAAGGGAGCUGAAGCCGAAUGGUUCAAACGUGCCGCUGACGGACGAGAACAAGGACGAGUACAUAAGUUUAGUUAUUCAGUGGAGGUUCGUCUCCCGUGUACAGGAACAGAUGAAUGCCUUUCUCGAAGGUUUUAACGCGCUGGUACCGCUGACCUUGGUGAAAAUAUUUGACGAAAAUGAAUUGGAAUUGCUAAUGUGCGGAAUACAGCAUAUCGAUGUAAAGGAUUGGAAGCAGAAUACUCUAUACAAAGGAGAGUAUCACGCGAACCAUAUUACGGUGCAAUGGUUUUGGAGAGUAGUCCUGUCCUUCAAUAACGAAAUGAGGGCGAGACUUCUACAGUUCGUAACUGGAACUUCUCGUGUGCCCAUGAACGGCUUUAAGGAGUUGUAUGGCAGCAACGGGCCGCAGUUAUUCACGAUCGAGAAAUGGGGCAUUCCAGAUAAUUAUCCCAGGGCUCACACGUGUUUUAAUCGAAUAGACCUGCCGCCAUAUGAAAGUUAUCAGCAACUCAGGGAUAAACUAAUUAAGGCGAUUGAAGGCUCGCAAGGAUUUGCUGGGGUGGAUUAGCGCGAGAUACCAUUUUUUAUUAUGAUACCUGUAAUAUAAUGUAUAUAUAUAUAUAUAGAAUUAUAUAGGUAUAUAUUUACAUACACGCGUAGGAACACCCGUAUAAGCCAUCUUAUAACGAUUACUUACUAUAUAAACUGCACUUUAAAUCAACUUAAUUAUUUUAAAAGUUCACCGUCAUAUCUCUUCUACAUUGAACUCAGUACACAGCUCAGCUUUAGAUGUAUUAGCUUCUCACUUUCACCUGUUAUAACCUUACUAUAAUGUUAAAGUCAUUAAUAUUUAACAAUAAUAAUCGAUUAUAGUUCGAUACGAGUUGCCCGAGAAGGUAUGAUCGUUAAUUCUGUAAUGGUCAUGGGAGAUUUUCUCGAAUGUAAUAUUUUAUUCAAGCGUGCCUUGAUUGAAGCGGCACCGUUGGAAAAUUACGCAACUUGUUAGGGUGCAAAAUCAUGGACAAAGUAUUUUUCAAGCUGUAAUUCUGUGCAAUCGAUUGUCGGUUUGACCCGUCACGCUUCAACGUGACGCUUUAGUGUUGUAUCUUAGAAAUCAAUGAUGAUUGCAAAGUGAUCAAUUAAAAAUGUACCAGCAAUGAAUUUGAAAUAUUGUUGAACAUUUAUACUUCACUUAAUAGAACCGAUUGCUUGUGUAUAAUGUUACAUUCUAAAUUUUUCCCGAUGUUUAAACGAAGAUCGUUUGGUAAUCAUACGAUGCUUCAUGCACCUUAUUAAGUUUGUCCAACAUAAUUAUUAGAGUACUCACCGAUAGCAAAGCAUUAUUCUAUACGGAUUGAAGAGUUCAUGCAAAGGAGUAAAUAAGUGUAAAAAAAUUACAAUUUUAUAGGGAUUACAAAUGGUUGUAUUUAAAGGUGGUUCAGAGUAACAUUUCUUUUUGGAAUAUAAUUCUAGGAAUAGGCAUUUUACGGCAAUUACCUUGAUCACCAUCAAUUGAUUUUUUCAUGCUAUCAUAUUAACUAUUUUUUUAAAUCAUAACCCUGGCAUUUACAUCGUUUCUAUGUCCUGCUCUUGAAAUGAAAUUACUAAGCGCAUGGAAAUUUACAACUAACUUGCGAUUAGCUUUAAGCGAACAACCUAAUCAUCUUUCCAGUUCGCUAGUACACGAUGCUGGUGACAUGAUGGUGGUAAUCCAUAAAUUAAAUGCGGUUUCUCAGCAGUACAGUAUUUUUGUAAACCCUUCAUUCGGGCAUAAUAAUUGCACAAGAACAUCCAUUGAUUACCGUCGCAAGCAUCGUUCGCAAAAUUCAUAAUUAUAUUUAAAAAACCUCCCAUAAUUGUUCUCCGGCAGAAUCGGUCUUGUGUAAAGGAAAGAUUCCUACAAAUUUCCAAAACCGUUUUGUCCGCAGGAACUGUUAUCAAAAUUCUGAACAUUUCAUCAAAAUCAUGCGGCCCAAAUUGACUUCUAAAUAAGAUGUUAAACUCGCCUGAGUAUUCUUAAUUUGGUCUGUGUGGCUUUAAAUAUAGACAUGAUUAAGUAGAACGGACGGUCAAUUUAAUCCGAGUAUGUGGACUCGCGUUUCUCUAUAUCUUUAAUUUGACACUCUUAAAAUCAAUUCCUAUACAUUGAGCCGGUUCCUUUCUUUUCUUCCCACGAUAUUUUAAUUUAUAAGUAACACCAAAUGAUGUACCCUCGUGUGCAUCAGUUCCCGGAUUAACAAAUACUUGUCUAUUAUGUUAAAGUCAUUAAAAUAUAUUUUCUUGUAUACUUAUCUGUUGUGAGUACUAAAGAAGAUAUAAUGGAAUAACUUUACUGAUAGUGUCUGUUCAUUAAAAUGCUCUCAGUUCAGAGAUGCCCGCUUCUUUGUACUUUCAUGGAUAAAAUAUAAAAGAAACUACGUACUCUUGUCAUAUAUUGCUCUAACUAUAUGCAAUGCGACGUUUUAUUUUUUGUUGUUGUAAUCAUGAUGCUACAAUUAUAAUGGUGCCACAAUGGCGCUCAUAGUGUGUAUUAAAGAGAUUAAUGCCAAGCAGCUUCGAUGCGAUGUGAGUGCUAUCGGAAACCCAUUAUAAACGCGCAAUUAUCUCGAGAAGCAGCUGGUACAAAACAAUAUUUCCAGCGUAUUAGGAGAAAAAUCAAAUGACGUAAUCUUACUGAAAUAUGUAAAAAGGAGAGAUUAAAACAGAAUGCCGUACGUAUAAAGAUCGUCCACCGUCUUUCAUGACAAGUAGCGGUAAUUCGUAGUUGAAAAGAUUAUCAAUUGGAGUACAAGACGUUCACGCAGUUUUCAAGAAUGAAUUAAAUUGGUAGUUAGCAACGAAAUGAAAAUCUUGUCGGCGACAAUACACAAGAUACGUGUGAAUUUGAUACAUUCCAUCCUGCUUGUACAGAAUUGUUACGUUAUGUAGACUUUUUAACACGCCCCGUUACAUAUUAAACAUUAUUCGUAUUACCGUUGUAAGCGACAACGAAGCGGUUGCAACGUCUGUAACAAUUAAUCCGUUCUUCGCAUAGCUAUUUCCUUUUACAUUAAGAAUAGUAGUUCGCCGAAUUGUACAUUCACAGCGCCCAUUUAUUUUCUUUUUUUUUUCCCGUAAUUCCACGUGAUUAAUUAGCCCGAUCUUCGAGUGUAUUUGCACUUUGGAACGUACAUCAAAACACUAAACAUGUUUGCGAUCCUUGAAUCCGGAAGAUCCGGCUAAUAGUUAUUAACACGAGGCUCUAAGAUGUCUAUACGUCUGCGACUGAGACAUUCGAGUCAUAUAUUUACAGCAUAUACACGUAAUCAUACCGCUCGAUUAAGGAAGCAUACGUUGUACUGGGUAUGACACUAUACUUAAAGGAGGAGCUUUUAACAUGGAAUAAAUAUGCCAUAAGUUAAUUGUAUCAAAUCUGAACGACUCCGCUUUUAACACGGUGAUUGAGGAGGUACUUUCCUGUCAGCUUUGUUGACGUUUCGAUCGAUAUUAUUACUGGCCAAUAUAAAUAUUGGUUAUACCCAGAGAUACAGAUUUUUGCGAAUUAUAUUGGCGAACAGUGGUCGGUACAAUCCGUCUUUAGUUUUGAUAUUAAUGCGUUGGCUGUCAAUGUAACUGCCGUGGAUGGUGUUGGCAGCGAACGUGUUAAAAGCCUUAAAUCGAGAGACGUAGAAGAUGGACUACCCCAUGAAUGUCGAUAAGAGUCUUAGUUGUAAUGGAUUUCGAACACGAUUAAUAUUAGCUCUUAAUCCUGCUGUAUUCGGCGAAAAUUUCAUUACUGCAUUUUCUACCUAUUCAAGAUAAAGGCAAUACUGUGUGCAAACGAGGUGUAUUAGAAAAAAAGUUUAUACUGAAAAUGUUCCAAACAAUGUAGCGAGUGAUUUUUGUUCGGUAUGUCUUUUGACAUCGGGUACUGUUAAUAUUAAACAAUGUUUUUAUCCUAUGGAAUAGAAAUGACAGUUGAAGAUUUUUCGCUUAGCAUGGUCGGACUGGUUUGAAAAUACGGAACUUUUUCGAUUAAAUUUGUAUUGUUUUAAUUCAACACGUCACUCGAGCAAUUAUAAAGUUACAAUAAUAACUGAAUAAUGUAAGUUAUGAUGAUAACGGGUUUGCGUUAAUAGACGAACCGUGUCAUGUUUUUCAUGCGAAACUGAAUGGACAUCACGUAAUUGGAUUUUCAAAUAAUUGCUCGAGUACGUACGGUACAUCGUAUUGUUGUUUUGUUGUAUCCAAGUUCCUCUUUUAUAAAAUUAUAUGCGUGCAAUGAUAAUUAGUAUUACGGAAUACAACGCGAUAUCCAUUGUAACGAGAACUUGUUAAUAUAAUACUGCAAUUUGUACACUCCUUUCCACGUUUGCCAUUUCAACGUUUAUCCACAACAUUUAUUUACACUUUUAAUUAGGUAUAUAUCGUCGAUUAUUCUUCGCGUAUACGAUAUAACCACAAAGCGCGAAAUCACACCAAGGGACACCUUACUGCAAAGUACACGUGCAAUUCGAAAUUAUAUAUACCUUUUAUUCGCGUGUAAAUAUAAGAAACAUAUUAAUUAUAUUCUGUACAAUAUUAAAAUAGAAAUCGGUCCGACGACCAUUUCAAUUGUAAUCAGGAAAAAGCUAUACUGUGCCGUAUUCAAAGAAACACGUAGACUUUGGACUUUGGAAGUUUUCAUUAAUCGGAAAGCUCUCGCGGAUCCGAGCGAGAUAAAGGCCCGUGCGUUUUUCGAAUACAAGCAUUAGUUUCUACAGUGAUAAAUAAUCCUAGGCUUAACGAGUCGGAAUGAAACGCAAUGACGUCUCAAGGCAGGAUUGUAAGACAUCGAUAUAGUAAUUUAUUAAAAUAAGAUUCCGAAGCGAAGUUCAUUCGUACUUGUAUUAUUGUAUAAAAAUGAAAUAACCGCAAAUAAAUUACAUCAGAAACGA
Molecule: messenger RNA, 7509 nt
Organism: Orussus abietinus
Lineage: Eukaryota; Metazoa; Arthropoda; Insecta; Hymenoptera; Orussidae
Gene: Nedd4
Product: E3 ubiquitin-protein ligase Nedd-4
Exons: 16
Coding region: 513-3161 (882 amino acids)
Biological process (GO): regulation of dendrite morphogenesis; ubiquitin-dependent protein catabolic process
Molecular function (GO): protein binding; sodium channel inhibitor activity; ubiquitin protein ligase activity
Source: RefSeq, a predicted model, not a curated record